Trichobilharzia regenti is the source of this 696-nucleotide messenger RNA. Lineage: Eukaryota; Metazoa; Platyhelminthes; Trematoda; Strigeidida; Schistosomatidae. The record is from the annotation of a GenBank genome assembly.
AACAUUUUUGACUGUGUUAAUUACAACCCAAUUACAAUGUCUAUCUCUCUGGACGAUCUCAAAUCUAUCUUGCAGCAGCAGCAAGUUCAGAAUGAAGCAGCUCAACUAAAAUUAAUCGAAGCUCUCACUCAGAAGCUGUCCAUUCAAGUUCCAUCAACAUCUCAUUCUGACAAAUAUGAAAGCAUCUCAAAUUCCAUCAGUGAGUUCAACUACGACCCAAUAUCUGGUCUCGUAUUUGAUGCAUGGUUCAAUCGUUACGAAGACGUUUUCCGUAUUGAAUGCUACAUGUUUGAUGAUGCUGCCAAAGUCCGAUUGUUACUAAGAAAACUUGGUACUGUUGAGCACAACAGAUAUGUUAACUUCAUUCUGCCCAAGAACCCACGUGAGUUAUCAUUCGAUGAGACAGUCACCGUUUUAUCACAAAUCUUUGGUGAACAGUCAUCCAUGUUUAAUAUUCGGUAUCAAUGUUUUCAGUUGACAAAAAUGCCUUCCGAUGAUUAUGUCACUUACGCUGGCAAAGUGAACAAGGAAUGUGAAAGGUUCAAACCACACGAAAUGACAUCAGAUCAGUUCAAGUGUUUGAUUUUUAUUUGUGGGUUGAAGAACCCAGAAGAUACUGACAUACGAACUCGACUUCUGUCACUCGUGGAACAAGACCCGAAAAUGACUUUACAAAUGGUGACAGCAGAAUGCCUA